AUUUUGCGAUCAAUCUCUGCGGUAUUGUACGCGCGACGUUGCACAUACAGAGACCAAAGUGGGUGGCCUCGUUUUUGAUGUUUCAACCGAUUAUGAAAGCUUGGUUCAAUCUAAUAUAUCAUUUGUCAAUAUUUUUGCCAUGGUGUUAAUAUUUUCUAAGCUGGAACAUCUAUGAGAAGACUUUUCAUUGCGUAUAGCUCAGAAAAGGACAAUUUUACACUUUGAUCCAGGCAAACCAAAUAUUUACGUCAAAACAAAAUAAUGAGAAAUGGUACCUUAGGACUAAGUUUUCAUACUCGACGGAAACAACAGUAACUUCAAUUUUGGGACCACCCUACUGUACAUACAAACAAAAGGCAAUUUUAGUGCAUAUUUCGAAAAAUAAAAGUAGAAGGAACUUUGCAGAUAUUUUUAUUUAUAUUUACAUACAAACACUUAUACAAAAAUAGUGCAAAAUUUCUCAGAUACAAACAUAUUGUGUGUGUGUUUGCUACAACAUGUAACCACGACGAGAAACAAAAUUUUUGUGCCGCAAUUCUUUGUAGAGGAGUUUUUAGUCUUUUUCGAUAAUUAAACAUUCAGUCGAAUAGACGACAGAUACAGAACAAGAGAUGAAUGUCGAAAAGUUAAGGCGUUUACAGGCCCAGGUCCGCAUAGGGGGCAAAGGUACGCCUCGUCGCAAGAAGAAGGUAAUGCAUCAAUCUGCUGCCACAGAUGAUAAAAAAUUACAAAGUUCUUUGAAGAAAUUGUCCGUUAGCACAAUACCCGGCAUUGAGGAGGUCAAUAUCAUCAAAGAUGAUCUAACCGUUAUUCAUUUUAACAAUCCCAAAGCUCAAGCAUCUUUAUCGGCCAACACUUUCGCCGUUACUGGUCAUGGAGAGACCAAGAAAAUAGUGGAAAUGUUGCCCGAAAUCUUGCCACAAUUGGGCCAGGAUACUGUCAUGCAGUUGCGUAUGUUUGCCAAUACCAUGUCUGGUAAUCAAAAGCAGGGUAAUGCAGCCUCAAGUACUCUUGAUAAUGUGGCCGAAGAAGAUGAUGUUCCCUUGUUGGUUAACGAUUUCGAAGAGGUUGCCAAAAUGGAGGAGACCAAAAGUGCAAAACCUAAAGGUGAUGCUAAAAUAUCUGAAGAGCUGGCUAAAAAUAAUGAGAAUGGCAUUUUGAAAGAAGAGAACAAUGAAAAGAAAAUUGAUAGUUCGAAAGAUGCUGCCGAGAAGUUGGAUAAAAAAUCGAAGAAACAACAGAAUAAGCAACAACAGCAGCAGCAGCAACAGUCGGCCAAUGGGGCAGCUAAAAUUAAAUCCGAUGCAGGUAAAAACGAAAAUAAGCAGCAAAAACAAGCGAAACAAGAAAAGACAAAUAAACAAGAAAAAACUCAACCCAUAGCUGAGAAAAACGAUGUAAGUAAAAACGAACAAAAACCGGCAGACGUUAAACACGAAGCACUAAAGGAAGCGGAAAUAGUAAAAGAAGAACUUCCCAUACAAAAACAAGAGGCUAAAGUUCAAGAAAAAGCUAAUGAAAAAUCCCAACCCAAAGCGGAACCUAAGGAAAUUAAAGGAGAGGAUACAACAAAAACUCCAAAACCCAAUAAAGACACUGCCAAAAAAACAGAGGGAAAAGCUGGACCAAAGACCACGGAUAAAACAGCGAAACCAACUGAUAAACCUGCUGAAAAGAAGAAGGAAGAAAAUGCCAAAGAACGCAAGCCUCAAGAAGCUCAAAAGAAAGAGGAAGCUGCUAAAGCCAAAGAAGUUAAAGGUGAACAAACUAAAGUACAAGCUGCAACCAAAGAUGUAAAGGAAUCAAAGGAAUCAGGAGAGAAAAAGAAAGAUACUAACCAAACAAAACAACAACAGGAUAAACCGAAAGAACAAAAGAUGGAAACCGAUUCCACAGAAAAGAAAAAGGAAGUUAGUGCACAGCCACCAACAGAGCAAAAACCUAUAGCUGAAGCUAAACAGGAAAAAUUGGAGAAACCAGCCAGUCAAGAAGACAAAUUAAAAAAGAAAGAAGCUACAUCCACCAACAAUUUAAAUAAAAUUCCUGAAAUGAAAAUUGAAAAGAAAGAAGAAACAGCACCUAUUGCUAUGGAAAAGAAUAUAGAACCAGCAGCUCCUACUGUUGUCGAACCAGCAAUUCAAAAGCAAGAAGUAUCUAAACAAACUGCAGUGUCGAGUACAACAAAUGCUAGAGAAACAAUCGAAAAAACAACCGAACCUCUUGAGGCAGCCAAACCUAAAGAGGAAUCUAAAAUGCCAUCAGAGGCUGUAAAAGAAACUGAAGAAAAACCCAAACAACAAGAAAAUACUGCCGAAAAAACAGCGCAAAUUAUAACCCCUACAGAGAAGACUCCGGAACAAACGGAAAUAAAAACCCCUGAAGCCGAUAAAGCUAAAGAGAAAAUUGCUGCUGGAGCUAGCCAACCAACCAAGCAACCAUCACCAAAACCAGCUAAUGGUAAAAAGACUCCAACACCUGCAACUCAAACUACAGCCAGCAAUAAAAAAGAUGAAUCUAAAGGUAAAGCUACAACUCAACCAGGUACUCAAACAAAGCCGGCGAAACCAACAACACCGAAACCAACACUACAAACUAAGCCAGUUACACCAGCAAAGACUCCGGAUAAAGCUGUUACUCCCACGAAACCAGGAACUCCCACCAAAGCUGUAAGUCCUCAACCUAAACCUGCAAUUAAGAAAACAUCUUCACCGACAGCUACGCCACCAACAACGCCUAUUGAAGGAAAUUUGACAUUAACCGAGGUAGCAACUGCAGCUAAAACUGCCAAUGAACCUCAAAAGAAACCAGCUACGGCACCAAAACCGGCACAGGUUAAAAGUAAUCAGCAAAAACCUACAGGUCCCAGUCAAACUUCAGAUAAUAAGAAAGCUGUGGCAGCAAAACCAAAACAACCAUCUCCUGGUAAAACUGCACCAGCUCAACAGGAGCAAAAGAAACAGGCAAGUCCAUCGAAAUCUGAAGCCAGUAAACAACCUUCAUCUCCCACCUCUUUAAAUACUCCUCAGCAACAUGUUACAAAACAACCAUCACCAUCUAAGCAAUUAACUACAGCAAAACAGCCCCCUCCAACUAAGCAACCUUCUCCAGCAAAGCAAGUUGCUACACCAGCAACUCAAGAACAGCAACCUCAAGUGAAAGCAUCGACACCUCAACCAACGAAAGCCAGUACAUCUUCAACUGAAGCAAAAGCAACUACGCCUCAACCCGAAACUGAAAAACCAAAAUCAGCCACACCACAACCAGACAAGGAACAAUUAAAAGUCGCUAUUCAACAGCCAGCAACUGAACCCAAAAAAGCCAGUAGUCCUCAACCAAUUAUUCUACAGCCGGCAAAUGAAGCACAGAACGACAACUCUACUCAAUCAAAUGCUAAUCAGCAACAGCUCAAUUCACAGUCUCCACAAUCCGCUGCACAACAACAAAAAUCUUCUACUUCUCAAGCAACUAUUUCAGAGGAACUGAAACUGGCUUCACCACAAUCAACUUCUAAACAACAGGAAUCGCAACCCAAGGCCACCACUCCACAACCUAAAGCCACUACUCCUCAACCUCAGAAAGCUGCUUCAUCACAACCAACUGUCCAACAACAACCGAAAGCUAGUACUCCACAACCAACUGGUCAACAGCCGAAAGCAGGUACUCCACAACCAGCUACAUCAACACAGCAAGCUGGUACUCCACAAACUGCUGGUCAACCACAGAAAGCGAGUACCCCACAACCGCCCGGACAACCAAAACCCAGCACUCCACAACCAGCAGUAAAACAACAGAAAUCGGGAACUCCUCAGCCAGCUGCUCCUCAACAGAAAGCUAGUACUCCGCAACCAGCUGAUCAACAACCAAAAGCUAGUACCCCACAACCAGCAACCCCGGCACAACAAGUGAAAGCGAGUAUGCCACAGCAAUCUGGUCAACCAAAAGGUAGUACUCCUCAACCAAUUGGUCAACAACCAAAAGCAAGUACCCCACAACCAGCUUCCCAACCACAGAAAGCCGGUACUCCACAACCUAAAGCCAGCACUCCUCAACCAAUGGGUGAGCAGACAAAAGCCGGUACUCCACAACCUCAGAAAGCCAGUACUCCACAACCAACAAUUCAAUCACAGCAACCAACUUCUCAACCAGCAGUGCAACAACAGCCAUCUAAUCAACCUAUUCCUCAGCAGCCAAUUGCUAUAGAACAAAAAACUACUACUCCCCAGCCUCCAGUACAAAUGGCGCCAACAAAUCAACCGCAACAACCCAAUACUCAACAAGCAACUACACCAGAAAACAAACCUUAAAUACUCUCUCUUGCAUUUCAUUAAAAAAAAAUAUUUUAAUAUCACCCCCAUCCUGUAAGGCAUUUCACACUAACAACUCUUUUUCUUCCUCUGAAACAUUAUUUUAGAAUUUUUCAUAUAUAAUUUUUUAUAGAACCUCAACUAACCUUUAACCUAGUUUUGUUUAAAAAACAUUUAAAAACCCUCAACCAUCCAACCGAAGAAUUCUUUUUAUAAAAACAUUAAUUAUCAUUUUUAAAUUUGGAUAUACAUAUAUACGAAAACGAAAUUAUGGAAAUAACUAAUUAUUCAAAAAUAUAUAAUGGUUAAUGGUUGAAACAA
Lucilia sericata (common green bottle fly) is the source of this 4625-nucleotide messenger RNA. RefSeq names its product cell surface glycoprotein 1 (gene uncNacbeta). Gene Ontology annotation, cellular component: nascent polypeptide-associated complex; cytosol. The transcript is spliced from 3 exons. Lineage: Eukaryota; Metazoa; Arthropoda; Insecta; Diptera; Calliphoridae. The record is from RefSeq and is a predicted model, not a curated record. The coding region runs from base 612 to 4304 and encodes 1230 amino acids.